GGCGCAUGGAGUUUAGAGGCAACUCUCGUAGUUACGCGUCACUAGCAGCUGCUUCAACGUCAGAUCCUUGGCGCAUGCGUGGAGUUAAGAAAGGCUGACAAGUGAAAUGUUUUCAGAAUACGAUUAUGACCUUGACGAAGACAAGCUGGGCAUACCAACCGUCCCAGGAACAGUGACUCUAAAGAAAGAUUCACAAAAUGUAAUUGGAAUAAGCAUAGGUGGAGGUGCUCAGCAUUGUCCUUGCCUCUAUAUUGUACAGGUGUUUGACAAUACCCCUGCUGCAUUGGAUGGAACUAUUGCAGCAGGAGAUGAAAUUACUGGCGUGAAUGGAAAAUCAGUUAAAGGAAAAACAAAAGUAGAGGUGGCCAAAAUGAUCCAGACUGUUAAGGGAGAAGUGACUAUUCACUACAACAAAUUGCAAGCUGAUCCGAAGCAGGGAAAAUCGCUUGAUAUUGUACUGAAAAAAGUGAAGCAUCGUCUGGUAGAAAAUAUGAGUUCAGGCACAGCAGAUGCCCUUGGCCUAAGCCGUGCCAUCCUAUGUAAUGAUGGACUGGUGAAGAAACUGGAAGAGCUUGAAAAAACUGCAGAAUUCUACAGAGGUAUGAUGGAACACACCAAACGUCUCCUAAGAGCAUUUUUCGAACUCUCCCAGACACACAGAGCUUUUGGAGAUGUGUUCUCAGUUAUUGGUGUCCGAGAGCCUCAACCUGCAGCAAGUGAAGCAUUUGUUAAGUUUGCUGAUGCUCAUCGAAACAUUGAAAAGUUUGGAAUUAGCCUUUUAAAAACUAUUAAACCAAUGCUGAAUGAUUUAAAUACAUACCUUAAUAAAGCCAUUCCUGACACAAAAUUAACUAUCAAAAAAUAUCUUGAUGUCAAGUUUGAAUAUUUGUCAUACUGCCUGAAAGUAAAGGAAAUGGAUGAUGAGGAGUACAGCAGCAUAGCAUUAGGAGAGCCUUUGUAUCGUGUUAGUACAGGAAAUUAUGAGUAUCGCUUGAUCUUAAGAUGUCGACAAGAAGCACGAGCGCGAUUUGCUAAGAUGAGAAAAGAUGUCUUAGAAAAGAUAGAACUUCUGGACCAGAAACAUGUUCAAGAUAUAGUGUUCCAGCUUCAGCGUUUUGUUUCGGCAAUGUCUAAAUAUGAUGACCAGUGCUAUGAGGUUCUGAAGGAGGCGGAUAUUUUCCCAAUUGAAGUGGACCUGGCCCACACUACCCUUGCUUAUGGCCAGAAUGAUUUAUUUACAGAUGAGGAGGAAGAUUUGGAGAAAAGGAAUGAAGAAGAGAAAGGAGAGAAAUUAAUUGAUGAUGCAUAACAUACAAAAAGAAGAUUGUAAUGCUUCAUGGUUUUUGAGUAAAAAGUAAUUUAUUCUUGGUUUAAAAAAAAAAAUGUUGUUCCUGGUUAAGAACUUUAUUCACGCAGAAGUACACUUUAUAGAUGGGGAAGGGGUGGUUGUUAUGUACUAAAACUGUAUGCUGGUAUACAAAGUCGUAACAUUUGCUCAAGCAGGCUUAUGUGCAACAAUGCAUUCCUUUUUAUGAUUUUCCACCGCUCACAGUGCAUGGGGGCAUGGCCUCCAUGGCCCCAACAUUUCUUAAUUUGUACUCUGUUUACUUCAACUUAAAAGUAUAUAAAAUACCAAUCUUUAUUAAACGUGACCCAAAAUCUCGGAAA
Messenger RNA from Bufo gargarizans (Asiatic toad), 1668 nucleotides. RefSeq names its product protein interacting with PRKCA 1 (gene PICK1). The transcript has 13 exons. Gene Ontology annotation, molecular function: protein kinase C binding; protein domain specific binding; phospholipid binding. The record is from RefSeq and is a predicted model, not a curated record. Gene Ontology annotation, biological process: intracellular protein transport; dendritic spine maintenance; regulation of Arp2/3 complex-mediated actin nucleation. The coding region runs from base 107 to 1309 and encodes 400 amino acids. Lineage: Eukaryota; Metazoa; Chordata; Amphibia; Anura; Bufonidae. Gene Ontology annotation, cellular component: trans-Golgi network membrane; neuron projection; postsynaptic density.